UCUCCUCUGUUACUUUGAAACCAUUUCCCCUUGUCCCCCAGAGCUGACCCACGGGCGCUGGAGAUGUUUGGAGGCCGGCAGUCCCCCAGCAGGGCGGCACCGGGCGGCUUCUGGAAACCACUGCGUGUCCCCGGCCUGUUCCUCUCCGUAUUUUUUGUUAUGUGGAGCUACGGCCCCAACGGACACCGCCCGCCCCGCGGGGCCAGCGACCGCCUCCCGGGGGCCACCGCUCACCUGAGGUGCCGUUAGCCCCGCCUCUCCCAGCCCUGUCUUUAAGGCCCUCCUUCUUCUCGCCCUCCCUCCCUCCCUCUAUCUAUCCAUCCAUCCCCGCUCACCGCCGCUCGCCGCCGCCGGGCUCUGCCUCGCCCGCCUUCCCCCCACCCCGCUUCCCCCGCCGCCAGCCAUGGCCGACAUGAAGACCGGCAUCUUCGCCAAAAACGUCCAGAAACGCCUCAACCGCGCCCAGGAGAAGGUACUUCAAAAACUAGGAAAAGCAGAUGAAACAAAAGAUGAACAGUUUGAAGAAUACGUUCAAAAUUUCAAACGGCAAGAGGCAGAGGGUUCCAGGCUCCAGAGGGAACUGAGAGGAUAUUUAGCAGCCAUCAAAGGGAUGCAAGAUGCCUCAAAGAAGCUUACAGAGUCUCUCCAUGAAGUGUAUGAGCCAGAUUGGUAUGGACGAGAAGAUGUGAAAAUGAUUGGUGAGAAAUGUGAUGAACUCUGGGAGGACUUCCAUCAAAAACUUGUGGAUGGGUCAUUGUUGACUUUGGAUACAUAUCUAGGACAAUUUCCUGAUAUCAAAACUCGUAUUGCAAAACGAAGCAGAAAGCUAGUGGACUACGACAGUGCAAGGCAUCACCUAGAAGCCCUGCAGAGCUCCAAAAGAAAAGAUGAAGGCAGGAUUACCAAGGCAGAGGAAGAGUUUCAAAAAGCACAGAAAGUGUUUGAAGAGUUUAACACUGAUUUGCAAGAAGAAUUGCCAUCUCUGUGGUCACGGCGAGUUGGCUUUUAUGUGAACACCUUCAAAAAUGUAUCCAGCCUUGAAGCUAAGUUUCACAAGGAAAUAGCUUUACUAUGUCACAAACUGUAUGAAGUGAUGACGAAGCUGGGAGAUCAGCAUGCAGACAAGGCCUUCACCAUUCAAGGGGCACCAAGUGAUUCUGGUCCACUCCGCAUUGCAAAAACACCGUCACCACCAGAGGAGGUCUCUCCCCUUCCUAGCCCUACUGCUAGUCCCAAUCACAUGCUGGCGCCAGCAUCUCCAGCACCAGCCCGGCCUAAGUCACCCACACAGCUGAGGAAAGGUCCUCCAGUUCCACCACUGCCUAAGCUCACACCCACAAAGGAGUUGCAACAGGAGAACAUCAUUAACCUCUUUGAUGAUAACUUUGUCCCAGAAAUCAAUGUGACAACUCCAUCACAGAAUGAAAUUCCUGAAACUAAGAAGGAGGAAUCUUUGCUAGAUCUGGACUUUGACCCUUUCAAGCCAGAAGUUGUAUCAACAGGAGUAACUCAUUCACCCAUGUCUCAGACAUUGCCAUGGGAUCUGUGGACGACAACAAGCGAAUUGGUGCAGCCGGCAUCCAGCACUGCAUUUAAUGGAUUUGCACAGGAUACUGCUGCAUUUACCGUGCAAUCCAAUGAGAAUGUGACAGAGACUUUGACUGAGGCUGAAGAAGCUCCACCUGGGGAACUCAAGGUCGAGGAAACCCCUACUGCUGCUGUUGUGGAAAAGGAGGCCAUCCCUGCUGAGCCACAUGAGCCAACAGAGCAGGCUGCGGAGAGUAUCGAGGCAGGGGAUAAGGAGACAACUGGAGUUGCUGAGAAAGAGAGCGAGGUGGUGAGUGCUGCAGAUGGGGCAGUGGCAGUGGAAGACAGUGUGGUGGUGGCAGCAGGAGCUGGUGAGGGUGCUGCUCCCAUUGAACAGGAGGCUGCUGCUGAAGGUGACAAACCUCAGGGAGAAGAAAAGGAGAUUGAUGUUUCUCAGGAAAAGGUCAGCAGCAUCCCUUCAGUAGUAAUAGAGCCAGCAUCAAACAAUGAAGGGGAAGGAGAAGAACAUGAUGUCAUCACGAACGAGUCCAAAGAUGCUGCAGCAGAGAUGGGCACUCAGGGCACUGACAGGGAAACUUCCCAAGUUGGAAUUGAGCAGAAACCCACUGAAGAAAUCCAGACUGCACCUUCUCAAGAUCAGCCUGUGUCAGCAGGAGACAUAGCUUCUGACAUGCCACCGGGCUUUCUUUUUAAGGUUGAAGUUCUACAUGAUUUUGAGGCAGCUAACAGUGAUGAGCUUAAUUUAAAACGAGGGGAUAUUGUACUAGUAAUUCCUUCUGAGACUACAGCUGAUCAGGAGGCUGGCUGGUUGACAGGCAUUAAGGAAUCUGAGUGGCUUCAAUACAGAGAUGCAAACAGUUAUAAAGGACUUUUCCCAGAGAACUUCACACGCCAUCUGGAGUAGUUCUUCGUUCAGGCACACAAAUGUGGUAUGAAGUUCGGUCAGUAGGUUUUUAACCUCUUUGAAACACAGGAGCCCACUUUUUUGUAGUUCAAGCUGUUAAUGUUUUACAGAUUGGUGCCAGACAAAGCUUGUUGAAGCAUAUCAAAAUGAGCAUGAGUGCAAACAGUUAAGCUAGCAAUUUCUGAAGCAGUGCGUGAAAAAAAAAAUCAAAUAAAAACAGAAAUGUCCUUAUUUGUUCACAUGUACGUGGCAACAGGUUUGUUUGUGCUUUGUCAGAGCUAUGGUGAUCCUGUAUUUGGUCCUUUCCCAUGAAAUCCAAAAUUAGCCUCCUUGAUACCAAAACCUUAACUUCUCUGCACUAAGUGUAUUGUAUUGAGUUGCACUGCAGAAAAUUUAAUUAGUAAUCCUGUAGUAAUGAGGUCAAACUAUUAUAAGUUUCAUGUGUUUAAAAAAGAUAAUUAACUGCUGCAACGUUUUUCAGUGUUACUUUUGGACAUGCGUAAUAUAUAUACACAAGAACUUAUAUGUGUAUAUAUAAGUGCAUAUGGGUAAAUAUGCAUUUUAACAACUUCAUUGUAGUUCUUUGACUGUGUAGUGUCAUCAGUACAUGCAUUGCUCUCUCACUGUCUGGCAUUACAGGAAACAGUUUUGUUCCAAAGCAAAACUAGCUGCUCCAUUGCCAAAACAUUGAACAGUAUCCGUGUUAGUAAUGUGAAAUUUUCAUUCUGAGAUGAUGAAUAACAUCAUUUUCAAAGCUGCUAAACCUUUGAGAAGGCAUGGCUCAGUUUCCUCUUCCAGAUGCAGUAGUUACAGUGAGAUAGCCUGGAAGGGGAACUGUUAUAAUGCUAAUCUAUACUUUUUUAUUUAAUUGGCUGAAUAAAAAGAACACAACAAAACCAAUCGCUGAGAAAUAAACAAUAUAUUUUCACAAUAAGUAUUUAUGCAGCAUACCUUCACAAAUCCUUUUAAAUUAAGAUAUAUAAUGUAUCCUGUAUCAAAAAGUCAUCUGUAACUUAUGUUUUCCAGUGCUGUGUCAUUAAAAAUAAACCUUUGAUCCAAAGGCGUUUCAUCUGUGAUGCUUUUGAAGUUUUGUGACAAUGAAUUUCACGUGGUUCAUGUGUUGUGUUAGAGAAUCUAAUUUUAAUUUAAUACCUCUUUUUCCAAAGAAACACAGUGCAACAGGUGCACCGUCUAAGCAUCUUCUUGCUUUCAACCUCAGACAUGCCCAGGAUUCCAACAGGUCUGAUCCCCAGCUCAGCACGUCUCCUGGCUGCUCCUCCUGGAAAUGGGCUCUGGCUACCAGCAGCAACAAGGGAACUUGUCUGCGCCCAGCCGUCACUCAGCUGAAGACUGCUACCCCUUAUUCAUUUCACGCUUGUCCAUUUAUCUUGUGUGAAAAGAAAAUUCUCCGUCAGUCUGCUCUGUUCUGUUUGCUGAUGCAUGGAAGCUACAAAUAUUUAGGAACACCUAUGUUUUCCUAGCAGUUCAGUUAUUUUUUGUGAUAUUUUGGUUGUGAGCUUUUUUGUGUGUGUGUGUGUAUAAGUACUUUCUACUCUAAUUUGUCAGACUUCAGUUGAAGAAACAGAAUUUUAUUGUUCCUCUGGAAGAGGAGGGAAGUUGCUUUCUUUCUAUCUACUGAAUUCAGUAGCUUUCAAAAGGAACUCUGAGAAUAGUUGUAUUUUGUGGAGUGGCUUGACUGUGGUAGCUGGGAUUUUGGCUUUAAAAUGUUACAGUGAGCAAUUGAAGUCUCAGGAUGUUGCGGGAAGCACCUAGGUUCUCUUUUCAUCCCCUUAACAGGCUUGGAGAUCGAUAGUGAUCCAGGACCAAGAAUUUCACCAGAGGAACAACUUUUCAUUUGUUUUUGAUGUUACAGUAAAUUCCAGACUCCAGUGCACCAGGUGGUCAUAAUGACCUGUUAAACCUCAUGUAUGGUGCGACUCUGCAAUCUCCAGGCCACAAAUUCCUAUUUACCUAGAUCUCAACACUUGCCUUUCAGCAAUAGCUGUUCUGCAGAUCACUGCAGCUGACCCACAAUGGAGCCUCCAUUUCCCUGGGGAAUCUGUGUGGUCACUUCUCAGACAAGAUCCUACGAUCAAGUGGGACCAUCAUUUCAGCUGUAUUGCUAAAGCAGCAAAGAAUGGUGUGAGAUCUCCAAGGAAUCUCUUUACCUAGUGUUGUCUGUGUGCAGUUAUCUUUGUGCCCUCUUCUUGCUAGGAGUACCCCAGUCAAAUUCAGCACUCUUGACCUUGAUACUCCUAAAACCUUGGUAUAGGUAUAUGUGCCAAAUUCACUGAUAGGGGGUUUAAGGUACACAUGAGAUUGCAUGUAGACAGUAAAGGUGCCUAAUCUACAGCAAAGAGUUUCCAUGCUUUCCUCUGAUACGCUUUGCAGCAAUACUGCUUAAUCCUAUUCUGUGUUUCUAAAAACCUCUUCAGUAUAAAGAAAAACAUAAUUUCAAAAACCAUCAGAUGUCUGCUUCUCGCUGCAAGUACUGUCAUUAUUUGCUCAAAGUACCAAGAUGUACAGAUAAUGUCCCAGCAGCCAUGCUAUGGCACAUGAUGCAUGUGUGAUUCAUGUGCUGCAGGUUACUGUGGAUAUGACACUGUGCUGGCAUUAAGUACAUCUUAUAUCUCACAUCCGCACCUUGGAACCCCAAAGCAAAUAGGCUUCUUGUGGGAAGGAUGGGGAGAAUUAUUAAUGUUAUCUUUAAAACUCCUUGCAAAAAUUCAUAUAGCAAGAUGAUAGAUGCAAAAGGAAAGACAUUGAUAGACUAGCCGAAAUAGUAUUUGUCCUAAUUUUCCCUUCUGAAAUAUGGAGCUGGUGAAUAGAAAGAUUUAUCAUUUGGGGUUUAGAGCUGUUUCUCAUAUUUGAUUUCUUCUUAUUUGAGUUUCAUAAGACAAUCAGACUUCCCUUUCAGACACUUUUAUUUCUGCACCUCCUUCGAUGCAUAGUAUAAAAUGUAUUUCUCAGUGAUUUAUAUAAGCUUAUUUGUGGGCAAGCAAGGGAAAUCUUUUUUCUUUUCUUUUCUUUUCUUUUCUUUUCUUUUCUUUUCUUUUCUUUUCUUUUCUUUUCUU
Molecule: messenger RNA, 5526 nt
Organism: Numida meleagris (helmeted guineafowl)
Lineage: Eukaryota; Metazoa; Chordata; Aves; Galliformes; Numididae
Gene: AMPH
Product: amphiphysin
Exons: 22
Coding region: 404-2452 (682 amino acids)
Biological process (GO): synaptic vesicle endocytosis
Cellular component (GO): synaptic vesicle; cytoplasm; plasma membrane
Molecular function (GO): phospholipid binding; protein binding
Source: RefSeq, a predicted model, not a curated record